AAAAGAUAUUAUUACUUAGUCUCAUUACUAGUUACAAUCAUUGAAGGUUUCAAUAUUGUUCAAUGGAAAAAUAUUAGAAUACUGGUUACAGCCAGAAUAACUUGGAAAUAAAGUUUGCCAAAAAAAUACUCAUCUCUCUGAUGUGCUGUGACAUAAACUGGCGCUUUACAAUGCUAGUACAUACAGCAUGAGUGUCUUGUGGUGAAUCAUGCCUACUAUGCAGAAAUAGGUACAGUUUUUUGUAUGCGAAACGUGCAGGAAAGAUAAGACGACUUGCCAUUUUAGUAAACGAUUCGCUAAAAUGUGUUGCUUAUCUUUUCUGUGAUCUUCUUAUCUUUAUCGUCAAUCAUCGUUUCCGUAAGCAUCUCCUGUAACUGCUUUGGCCUGAUUUCUUCCAGUUUGCUCUAUACUGUCAGCCAAACAAUGUUGAACAAAAUGUUACCUAUAAUUGACAUUACAGACUUGUCACUCGAAAAUUCGAAGAAAUUAGUUGAUGCAGCAACAAAAUACGGCUUUUUGUUACUAAAAAACCAUCCUCUGGAUAAGGAAAACAGUGUAGACAAACUCUUUGACUUAUCCAAGCAAUUCUUUGAUUUACCUGCUGAGGUCAAAGCAAAAAAUCCAAUAAGCACCGCUAAUGACGGCUAUAUUGGUCCGAUGGUGGAAGAUUUGCAACAAGAUGGAAGCGACAAGGGGGACCCGAAAGAGGCAUUCAACAUAACGCAUUUUGACCUGUCUAACUUCAGGCCUGUACAGAACCUACCAGAAGUAUUUGAAAAGGAUCUUUCUUUCAUUUCAUCGUGUUUGAAGAGAUACUACUCGGUUCUUCAUUCUGUCUGCAGAAUGUUAGCCAUUGGAUUGGACGUUAGAGAUAGCGAAGGUAACCCUAACCCAGAGUUUUUUGUAGACGCCCAUGCGCUAGACUUGAAGGCACGUUCCACAUUGAGACUAAUCCACUAUCCAAAACCAGCAAAAGGCAUGGAAGACACAAAUCAAGCCGGUGCACAUACAGAUUAUGGUUCGUUGACUUUUGUUUUCCAGAGACCUCAUCGGGGAUUACAAAUCUACGAUGGAUUUGAGUGGAUUGAUGUCGAAAUUCCAGAGAUGGAAGGUGAAGAGCUUCUAAUUGUUAACAUGGCAGACAUGUUAAGUUUCUGGACAAACGGAUACUUGAAAAGCACGUUGCACAGGGUCCGGACUACUGAGGAGAGAUACUCCGUCGUCUUUUUCUGUCAACCUGCAGAUGUUGUCAAGCUUGAACCAGUAAACUCCGAACUCAUACGGAACCACCCUGGAAACUACUUCUCUCUCAAGAAGGACGGCAAGCCAUUGUCGUCACUUGAGCAUCUCAUGCUGCGACUAGACCAGGGGUAUAAGCGCAAGUCAACUACCACUACUAUGUAGAGAUAUACGUAAGGCAAGC
Molecule: messenger RNA, 1423 nt
Organism: Pichia membranifaciens NRRL Y-2026
Lineage: Eukaryota; Fungi; Ascomycota; Pichiomycetes; Pichiales; Pichiaceae
Exons: 1
Coding region: 436-1404 (322 amino acids)
Molecular function (GO): dioxygenase activity
Source: RefSeq, a predicted model, not a curated record